Messenger RNA from Funneliformis geosporum, 710 nucleotides. The record is from the annotation of a GenBank genome assembly. NCBI's taxonomy places the organism in Eukaryota, Fungi, Glomeromycota, Glomeromycetes, Glomerales, Glomeraceae.
GUUAUGAAUUACGAGUCCUAAUCAGCGAUAUCAUGUUAAAAGAAUACCUUGGUCCAAGAAAAAAUGUACCGUAUCGAUAUACAAGCCCUAAUUGGGUCGAUAAUUGUCAAACUGGAAUAAGAAUGGAAAGCGAAUAUCUACAUUAUAUCUUAAUUCCUUCCUCAUCGACUCCGUUCGCAGUUCAAGUAUCAUCAUCAGAAGCAACAUAUUUGAAACCCAUAGUUGCAGAAAUUAGAAUUGAUGGAAUUCCUAUACAGGAAACAGCAUCCACCACUUCUGGUUCUUCUUUUAUUCCGAAAGGAUUAAAUUUAGUUGGAUCAGGAAACAAACAACAAAUCUGUGUAUUAAAUAAAAAUGAAGAUAAAGAACAACAAUUAAUUGGUGCCAUUUCAGUAUUUUUUUAUAAAGCUGAAUCGCUUUUACAAAAGAAAUCUGAAAUACCACUUGCAAUUUUACACUUACAUUAUCGAUCUAAUGAUAUCUUAUCUGAUUUAAUUCAAAAUAGGAUUUUGAAAGAAGAUAUUGAAGGUUUUAAUGACGAGGAGAAAGAAAAGAUGGAAUUACCAAUUCAACUGAUCAAACAAGAACAAGCAAUCAAUGUUUAUAAUAGCGCUUAUGGAGAGGAAGCUUCAAAUCAUUUUCAAAAUGAAAUGACUGAACAAGUAAAUUAUGAUUAUGAUAUGGAGAUUAUAGAGAUCCUUGACGAUUAA